Molecule: messenger RNA, 678 nt
Organism: Aureobasidium namibiae CBS 147.97
Lineage: Eukaryota; Fungi; Ascomycota; Dothideomycetes; Dothideales; Saccotheciaceae
Exons: 2
Coding region: 1-678 (225 amino acids)
Source: RefSeq, a predicted model, not a curated record
AUGAUUCUCUUCGAGCUUCCGGUCCGCUCUAUACAUACAUCAUCUAGCGCGGUCUUUAAGAUUUGGAUCAGAUGUAUCUCCACCGAUUCUGAAUUUGUCCGCCCCCCGGGGCCAAUGAGUACCUGGUCCAAAGAUGAAAUCAAUGCCUGGAGACGACGGAGAUACGCCAACGACAUCACUUACCGCGAAAAGAAUAUCGAACGCUCGACGAAUUACGGCAGAAGACCAGAUGUCAUUCGGGCUCGGAAAGAGCUGUAUGUUGAGCGGUAUGCUAACGAUCCUGCGUAUCGCCUACGGCUGUUACAAAGCAACGCGAAAUGGAAAGCUGGAAAUCAAGAAGCUCUCUCUCUAUACAAGAAGGAACGCUAUAAGAACGACCCUGAUUAUCGAGCCGCUCUGAAGGAAGAUUAUGCGAGGUGGCGUGCAAAGCCCGAGAAUCGGAAAUCUGAGGCCAAACGUGAAAACGAGCGCUACCAAAACGACUUGGACUUUCGAGAACAAGCUGAAGUUUGGACUUGCUACUUCUGGAUGACACAAAACUCAAGACAAAUCAGACUCUUCAGACAAAUCGGAUGGACCAGACGCCAAGUCUUGACCUUGACACGACAUGCGGUCUUGUUGAACUACAAAGCAGGGUGGGCUCCUGGAGCCGAGUCUACUGUCUUUGAUGAUGCUUGA